ACAAUAUAAUCAUGAUAUCAUGAAGACAUGAAAUAAAAAUCAAAUAAAACGCUAAAAUUUACUUAUCAUUGAUUUGAAGACAAAUAAUUCAUGAUAAAUACCAGUGGCUGUGUCAGGUCACGUCGCGUUAUCAUUGUUCUUAGUGCUAUCGAUAUUUUCAGUUUGUUUUCUAUACUAUGUAAAGUGUCGGCGUAGUAUAUAAAUACCUGUUUAAAUUUAAAAUGUUCUUAGAAUUGCUUGUUAUCAAAUGAUUACUUAACAUUAACGUGUUAUAUAUUCCCUCAGCUUACUAUACUGAUUUCCGAGUUAAAGUUGUUUGAGAUGUAUUUUACUUAUAGGCUACAGUAACAUAUUGAUCACAUUAACCUAACAAGUUACUAUAAAAUGGAAGCAUCCACUUUCCUCCUUGAUCCAGCUAAAGCAGAUAAUUUGUAUCCAGCACUGUUCCAGUGCUUUACAAUUAUAUUAUGUGGGUAUAUUGCUGGCCGCCUAAAUGUGGUGUCACAAACAGAAUCAAAAGGGAUUGGCACAUUUGUGGGCACCUUUGCCCUUCCAUCACUCAUCUUCUUAUCCCUGGCUAGACUGGACUUCAGUACAGUCAACUGGACAUUCCUUCUAGCUAUACUAUUAGGCAAAGGCAUUGUGUUCUUUGCAGUUAUGAUUGUCACCAUUCUGGUGUCUAAACCAGUGAACCUUGGGAGAGCUGGUAUAUUUGCCAUCUUUUGCACCCAGAGCAAUGAUUUUGCCUUGGGAUAUCCAAUAAUUAAUGCUAUCUAUGAGAACACACACCCAGAAUAUGCUCUCUUCCUAUAUUUGAUGGCACCAAUAUCAUUAGCAAUACUAAACCCGGUUGCUUUUGUGCUAAUGGAGAUCAAGAAACAACGAGAUAAUGCUCAGAUAGUGACCACAUCGCCUGAAGGGGAGAGAUCAAGUGAACUGUGCAAGUUCAAGUUGUUGAGGCAGAUAGUCAAAGGCAUAGCUUUGAACCCUGUUUUGGUGAUGACAGUGCUGGGUAUUAUAGGCAAUAUUGCCUUUAAACAUCAUCUUUCACCAUACAUUGAGCUGCUACUGAAAGUAUUUGGAGACUCUUUUUCAGCUACGGCACUAUUUUUAUUGGGGCUGAGGAUGGUUGGCCAAAUACACCGACUGAGAGGGCCUGCUCUGUUGCUGCCUUGUGUCCUAAUAAUGGUUAAACUGAUUGUCCUACCAGUGGUGAUGAGAGAGAGCGUAAGCGCAUUGAACGCGGGAGCGAACGAUUCCGAGACUUCUUCGUUGUCGACCUACGCAUUCUUGUACGGAACCAUACCCACUGCACCUGCGGUCUUCGUCUUCUCUAAUCUGUACCAACUGGAAGUUGAUCUGAUGGCUUCAUCAAUGGUGAUCUGUACGUUCCUGUCAGCGCCCAUAAUGUUCAUGUCAGCCCAGGUGAUAUCGAUCAACAAGGACUAUGCGGAGCAGAUGAAGAAAUUUGGCUUCCACCUGUCUAUAGUGUCUUUAGUGGCCUGUGUGUGGGUGAUAACGGUGUUCAUCGUUACGAAGAAAUAUAAGCGUAUGCCGCACAGAUUGACUCUGUGUUUAAGUGUGUCACAGUUGCUGCUAGCGAUCAGCGUGAUCUGGGGCGGGCCGCAGUCGUCGUACACGCCGUCCUGGUCGGUGUUGCUCCAGCAGACGCUCUGCACCUUCAGCAUGUACUCCUGCCUGCUCUGGACUUCCAUGCUCUCUGUCGGACUCCUCAUGUUGCAGAGCCGCGGGCCCUGCUUCGUGGUGACGCUGUGGCCGGUGCUGGGGUUCGUGGCGUGGGGCGCGCCCGCGGUGAUGGCGGCCGUGCUGGUGGCCACGCGGCCCGCGCUGCAGCUCGACGCCAAGGCCGUCGACGCCAUCCGCCUGUGCCUGCUCGUGUUCUGUAUCACGGUGACGACGGGUUGCCUGACACUGUACAUCCGUUUCCGGCGGCGCAGCGCGCAGUUCGCCAGCCUCUCUGCCGAUGUGGCGUCGCAUUCGCCGGACGAAAGCUCCGGCCUGGUCGACAACGAGCAGCCUGUGUCCAACACACAAUCAGUUUCGCACAACGGUUGCUACGGCGCGAUCACAGCGAGUCCGAGUCCAGCGAAGAGCGCCAACGGCAACGGGUGCUGCUCCGGCGACCCGCGCUGCGAGAGUGGACUGGUCAACUCGACCUCGCAGGACAUCGAGGACAUCGUCGACCACAACAAAGUUUUGUUAUUAUCCAGGGAGUGCGCCUGCCCUCCGUCACAGAAGCAGCGCUGCACCGGCCCCGAGCCGUGCCGGUACCUGAGCGAGCUGGAGCGCGCCGCCGGCACGCUGGGCCUGCUGCCGCCCGAGACCAGCCGCGGCCGCGGCGGACAACUGCUCAAGCACACCGUGCUCAUCAUACUCUACAGCCUGGCCAUGUUCAUCGGGAUAACAUACACGACCUGGCGUAUGAUGCAAAAAGACGAAAGCGGAGUGUUCAUCGAGAUCGAGUUCCUGGACAUCGCCAUCACGUACGGGCAGGCGCUCAUCAUGUUCGUGCUGUUCGGGUUAGACCCGGAGGAGAUGAUCAUUCCGGCUGUCAGAUACUUUAAGAAGAAGUGGCACGGCGCUGACACGGUCGUGCUACCGUCCAUCGAGGAUCUCAGCUUUGAAACCAAACACGUCUGCGACCAGUUCAUAAUGCACCAUCUCGACCGCUGCAAGGAAGCCAUUGCCAAAGAUACCAGGUGGCGCAUGCGCACAUACCGCGCCGUGUUCCGCGGCUCGUGCCUCGUGCGCUGGCUGAUCAGCUGCGGGCUCGCCAAGGACGAGGCGGAGGCGGUCGCGUACGGCCGCCACCUGCUCGACGGCCGCCUCAUCGCGCAUCUCAACAACAACCACCACUUCACCAACUCGCCGCUCUUGUACACCUUCAAGUAAACAUUCAAUACUCUGCCACAGCAACCUUAUCAGUAAAAAAUGUAGGCGUGAAGAGUUGACUUCCCAUAGAAAAAUUGAAUUUCGCGCCUUUUUCUACUGAUAAGUUGGGGUUGUUUCGGUAUAUAUACCAAAGAGUUAUUGCUUGUACUUUGUAACGGAGUGGUAAAGGCUAAGAAAAAACGAAAGUCUAGUUUGACAGUAUUUUGCAGAUGGCGUUGGCAUAGUUUUACCUGUCAAUUUUACGAACAGUUUCAAAUACUUCUUUUUUAUUAUAUUUUAUAAGAAAUCAAAUCUCAUAGGACAAAACUAGAGACAGGUAAAACCUAUGCUGGCGACAUCUGUAAAAAACCUUUGACAGUUGCCAACCCCAUUCUCAAACGUCAACUUUUGACUACCAAAAGUACCGCAUAAUGUACGGAGUAUCCGCCAUCUCGUUUAGCUGUCAAAUUCGUAGCACUUAAAUAUCUUAGACUUUACAUAUCUUACACAAUCAACGAAUCUUUGCAUAUACCAAAGAUAAGAUAAUACGAUGCGUAAAGAAGUGCAAAAUGUAAAGAAUCCCUUGUAAUAGUCCCUAACGUAGUUACCACAAAGAACAUGGCGCCGUACUUACUGAUUCUGAUUACUUUAGCUGCCAAAGCAGCUAAAAACGUUAGCACUGUAUGUGUAGGUACUUUACGCAUCAUAAUAUUAUUUAUCAAAAACCUUAUAAUCAUUUUUAAUUUUCUGCGCGUUUUUUUCGCUCUCUAAAUUUUAAUUUUACAAGUGGCAUCAUAUGGCCAAUAUAACUGGGUGUAAAAGUGGUAUAAUCAAGCCAGUGUUAUGUAAAAUAGUUAAUUCAUAAAAUGAACCUACCUACAUACAUAGAGUAAGGUUUAAUUUUAAAUAGCACAAAUUAUGAUUUUUUAAUAUAUUUAUGAAAACUUAAUGGUUA
Messenger RNA from Cydia splendana, 3847 nucleotides. RefSeq names its product lysosomal cholesterol signaling protein (gene anchor). Lineage: Eukaryota; Metazoa; Arthropoda; Insecta; Lepidoptera; Tortricidae. The record is from RefSeq and is a predicted model, not a curated record. Gene Ontology annotation, biological process: intracellular signal transduction; transmembrane transport; negative regulation of BMP signaling pathway. The transcript has 15 exons. Bases 385 to 2913 code for a protein of 842 amino acids. Gene Ontology annotation, cellular component: membrane.